GUCAAAUUCCUACCAAGUGCUACUUACGUGGCAUUGUUAUGGUGUGACACAUACGGAGUGAGCCUCCGUGUCAUUAGACGAUCUUCGCAAACAUCCAGCAGCCAAUCCGUACAGGACGCUAGGCUACACACAUCCGCUGACAUAUGGAGGGAUUCCGCCGCGGCUGGCUGCGGCAGUGUAACUGCUACUUGUCUGUCGUUGUCUGAACCGCCGGUCCAGCGGGUUUAAAAGAUGACUGGCUUCAUUUCAACGACUUCUUAGCCCCGAGAAACAUACAGACAGGAAGCAGUCAGGCAGCUAUCAGCUCUUGAUUUUAUUUUUUUAACCGCACGCUAACGGCGCACUGACAGCACAACAUCAGCGUCAGCAGUCGUAGUAAGGAACCGACAGGUAGCAUGUCUUUGUCCGCCGUUAAAAAGAAGCACGUCCGUUUCAGCAUGGAGGACGACAACGACGACCAGGAGGACACCCUGUUCGACAAAAGGAAGGACGCCAGGAGAGGGCUGAAGAGUGCGCUGAAGGCGGUCAAGAGGGCGACGAAACCAGGAUGCGACGACCGAGUGGAAGUGGUCGGCGGACACGGAGCGUGCGGCCGCUGGAUGGUCACCCUCGCCCUCUGCGCAUCUUUCCUGGGCUUGGGGAUGUGUAUCUCGGUUCUUGGCCCCACGUUCGAGGACCUGGCCGUGAAUGUGAAGAAGAACAUCAGCAACAUUUCUUACAUCUUCGUCGGCCGCUCUUCGGGCUACAUUGGCGGUUCCCUCUUAGCAGGCAUCCUCUUCGACUUCAUGAACCCCCACCUCCUGUUAGGGGUUUCUAUGCUGGUCACAUCAUUUGGAAUGUGUGCUAUCCCUUUCUGUAAGCAGGCUCUGCUCCUCGCUGGACUCAUGUCCCUCAUUGGGAUGUCUAUGGGCAUUCUGGACACAGGUGGUAAUGUCCUCGUACUGAACACGUGGGGGGAGCAGGCGGGCCCCCACAUGCAGGCUCUGCACUUCAGCUUCGCCGCCGGGGCCUUUGUGUCUCCGAUCAUCGCCAAGCUGCUGUUUGGGCCCGACGACGACAGCAGCAACAGCAGCGCAGCUUUCAUAGCAACCAGCUCGACCCCUCCCGUCACCACCGAACCAAACGCCAAAGCCCCCGACCACAGCAGGAGCACCACCCUCAAAUCCAUGUGGGCCUACGUCGUGAUUGGCUCUUUCGUCUUUCUCGUCUCCCUCCUCUUCUUCAUCCUCUACUGUCGCAGCAGCGCGUCACGCGACAAAGCCCGCGCGUCCUCAGGGAAGCCCCCGGUGGCCAAACGUCACACGGCUCUCGUUGUCCUGCUCUUCUUCUUCUUCUUCGCUUACGUGGGUGCUGAGGUCGCAUACGGCUCCUUCAUCUUCACCUUCGCCAAGGACUACGCCCGCAUGGCCCAGCCCGAGGCCGCAGGGCUCAACUCGUUGUUCUGGGGGGCGUUCGCCGCCUGCAGGGGGUUGGCCAUCUUCUUCGCGGCGUGCAUGUACCCGGGCACCAUGAUCCUGCUCAGCCUGGCGGGCUCCACCGUGUCCUCGCUGCUGCUCUGCCUCUUCAGCAGGGAGACCGCGGCGCUGUGGGUCUGCACGGGUCUGUACGGCGCCUCCAUGGCCACCACCUUCCCCAGCGGCAUCUCCUGGCUGGAGCAGUACACCACGGUGACCGCCCACACGGCGGCAGCUUUCGUGGUGGGGGCAGCACUGGGGGAGAUGGUGCUCCCCGCUAUCGUAGGCUUCCUGCUGGGGCAGUUUCCCGAGCAACCCUUGCUCAUGUACCUGUCGCUCGCCACCGCCACCUUCACCUCCAUCCUCUUCCCGGUCAUGUACAAGCUAGCCUCGGCCCCCAGCGGCCAGACCAGGAAGCCCCGCGCCAGGGGCCGGCCCGACGCAGACGACAGCGAAUACCGCCAAGCGCUGCUGGAUUCAGGCACCAACGAAGAGGAGGAGGAGGAGGAGGAGGAUCAGGACAACGAGGCCGAUCAGUGGAACGACGCAGACUUCGAGGUCAUUGAAAUGGAUGACACGACCAGUCUCAUCAGUUCCCCCAGCAAGGCCCCCACCCCCCCAGACGCCGCUGGUCUAACAGGGAGCGCCGCGGCCUCCAACAGCGUGGCGACGGGGCCUGUAGGCGGAGCCUCUUUCUCAGACACCGUCUCCCCGGUAGGAGACUUCCCCCAGACGCAAACUACUGCUCUCUCUGGACAGAGAGAAGAGAGACUGAACACCCCCCCCCACCACUGCUCUCUCACCGAAAACUAAAAGAGCCACAUCUCUGCCUGUCUGCGCUCAUUUGUCGUUCAUGAUUUACUGUGCAGUGAAUGCAACACUGACUACUGACCGAAACCUGUGCAGCUUAGAAACCAUCCAUCCCGUGUGCCCGGUGACCACACUUCUCCUGGACAACCAAGGAUCCGAUUUUGCACCGUACCGCUUACGCGCCAUUGCUCCCCUCCAAAGGGAGGUCAAAGGUCAGUGUGCGCUGGAGAACAGGUCCCUGCUGGUAGAAUUCAGCGCCUUGCUCGAGGACACAUGAGCAAAGAGGAUAAGCCCACCCUGCUGCCAAAAAGACGUUUUUAAAAAUGUAAAUGUGUUUUGCACUAUUGCAAUGAUUCAACAGCAGGACGCGUGUGUGUGACGAUAGUUGAAAGAAGUCGUUUUUGAUGCACUUUUGUAAAGAACCGAUUUUGGUUUCUUUAUUUUUGUCAUGUACUGUAAUGUGCUGUGGCUUGCGGAUCUCUAAAUCACGUGUUGUCACUGUGAAUCAUUAGAAUUUCCUUUUUAAAACAAACAAUCAUUGACAGAAGGCAUUUUAAUACAUUGACUUUUUAUUAUAUCAAUCUCAAACCUCCACCCACAGCAAUGUCCAUUAAAAACAAAAAAAAAAAAACACCUUUUUUUUAACUUUAUACAAAUACACAGAUUCUGUGUACAGCUGUAUGGAGAAUUGGAUCUUGACGUGGUUUGAUGACAGACUUUUUUUUGCACACAAAACCAUAUAUGCACAGGGAAACAAUAGACUUCAUGACAUAAAUUAUCAAAAUACAGUAUUGCAACAGUCCCAGAUUUUUAGAGAAACUUAGUGUCCAGUUCCCACACUCUGUAGAUAAUGAACAUCAAUACAAUCAAGUUUAAAAGAAAUAUGAAAAAUGGCAUCCUUUAACAGAAUUCAUAACACAGAUUUGAUUGCAUUCAUGGCCGGAGCUGUAGUUCUUUUAAUGCUAAUGCACAGUGAGAUUACAGAAGGAGCUAUACAGGAACUAUUUUACAAAAAGAUGGCAGUCGAUAUAAAAAUGAAGAAAAGUCAAUUAGUGGUUUGUCUUGAGAUUUGACUUUAAACUGCUACAGCGCGUACGAGGUACAACAAGUCAUCGUAGGUCGGACCACGCUCAGUUCCAGGACAGGCCGUC
Molecule: messenger RNA, 3415 nt
Organism: Perca flavescens (yellow perch)
Lineage: Eukaryota; Metazoa; Chordata; Actinopteri; Perciformes; Percidae
Gene: slc60a2b
Product: major facilitator superfamily domain containing 4B
Molecular function (GO): D-glucose transmembrane transporter activity
Source: RefSeq, a predicted model, not a curated record